Durusdinium trenchii is the source of this 2967-nucleotide messenger RNA. NCBI's taxonomy places the organism in Eukaryota, Dinophyceae, Suessiales, Symbiodiniaceae. The record is from the annotation of a GenBank genome assembly.
AUGACUCCAGAACAGCAUGGUUGCAGAGCUAACAGCUCGGCAGUUGAAGAAUUUUGCAUCUGUGAAGGUGAGGAAAUUUGGACACCGCAACGAAUUGAUCAGUACGAAGAAUCAUACUUUCCUGCAAGGGUUCCUGAGCAGUCGUCGAACGACGUUGAACUUGCGAGCCACUUGCAUGAGAGCCCUACCUGUCUUGUACCGGGCCAUUCGACAGUGUUUGCACGCCAUAGUGCUGCAGGGCUGGAAGAAGACCAGUGCCGUGGAGACUGCGUGACAGGACAGUUCAAUGACCUUGCCAAUGACACCGCGCGUGCUGGAGCUGCCAUGGGGCCUCCCUCAGUCGAACACAGAAGGCAUGAUCUGUCGGUCAACACGACCGAUCGGACCCGUCCGGCCAAUGACGCUGGUGCCUUUUCAUGUCGCAGCCUUGAACCUUGGCUGGACACAUUAGGUGACGUCGAUUGUGGGGGUACCAGCAUGGGUUGGGUGCUCACCCAUAGUUCACAUGACAUGCAGGUGGAAUUUUCCCUUUACGGAGUUGCACGUAGCCUUGAGCGGUACCCUGCAUUUUUACAUCGAGUUUUCCAUCCCCUCACUCAGCUAUGGGUUGACCAUUCACGAACACACAUCAGUGCACACCUUGACACACAGCUGGGCCUGACCGCCUUUCGCAAGUCUUGGUUGACCACUACGUCGAGGCUUGGCCAAACAGUGCUGCAGAUGGCCUUGUUUGGAACCGUGACAGGACUCGUCAUUAGCCUUGUGAUUUGCGUGGCUGCAGACACGGCCAUCGAAACGCAGGACGUGUUAGACGACUCUGGCUCAAUGCCUUCUCAGACCCAUGACACGCGUAGCGUAGGGUUUACAAAGAUCUCUGCGCUGGUCCUUGUUUUGGCCGUAGUGUCGACAUCCGCCAUAUUUUGCCACAUGUUUGCAGGACAAGGGAAUCUCUUGCGAACUCCUCCGUUGUGGUCGAUUGCCUCAGACAUGGAACCAGCACGUAAGGCUGCGUCAGUGAUGUUGGUCUUGAAAGGAGCUGCCAAGGAACUGGCCCGUCAGAUCCCACCGCAAGCAGUGGUGGAUGGGGGGGUCGUGAAUGGAGUUGCGGUAGACCCCCUCGCCUACCUGAUGCAUGCCCUUCAAGAGCAUUUCGGUAAUCUGGGGGAGGAAGUUCGUGUUCAAGCAAUCACUGAGCUGAUGGGGUUCACCAGAAACGGAAACGAGCCGAUAGAUUCUCUCUUGGUCAGAUUUGACAGUGUUCGCACUAGAGCCGCUGAACAGGGCGGUGCAAUCGUAUCCAUUCAAGGGGUUACUUGGAUAUUGCUGCGGGCUGUAGGAAUCACGGACCAACAGCUUCUCCAACUGUUGUCCCCGUUUAAUGGUUUGUUCCCUUCCACCGAAGCAGAGUUCACCCAAUUGAAAACCUCGUUACGUAGGAUGGGCCACAUCCUUGAAAGAGCGCCCGGGAACCUUCGAGAAGGCCUCCGAACCGCCACAUCGCACUCAGCGCACACAGCGUUUCUUGCCCAGGAAGAAAGCUGGGAACCAGCCUCUUGGCAGACUGAGGAGUUGAGUGGGUCAUGGUCACCAUGGUUAUCCGGUCAACAUGCAUUUGCCACGCACGCAAGCGCCCAUCCCCAAAUGUCAGAUGCAUACCAUGCAUUCGAAGAUGAAGACAUCGUCACCGAUUCAGACACCAGUUCCGGCAGUGCUAGUUCUGUAGAGCUGGACGCUUCUCAGGAUCCCAGCCGUGUUGCGCAAGACCUUUUCUGGGCAUAUCGCACCGCCAAACACAAGUGGCGGAAGUUUAUGCAGAAAGGUCCUUUGGCCGGAAUCAUCACGAAUGAGGCCGACUUGUCCAGUCAAGCUUUGAGCCGUCCACAGAUUGUCACAUUUGCCAUGAACACAGACGAAGCAGAUCAGAGUCGGCGGGUGCAUAACGUCUACAUGACGCAGGAGGCUCAAGCUGACGAAGAGGACCCAUUCAUGCAGCAGGAUCCAUGGAGUGCUGCCACGAGCCAGUCGUGGUCCUUGCCCGAAUCGAACCAAACAGAGCCACAUCGAGUCCAACCUGCAUCGCAGCCGGCGGGAACAAGCCCAACACCGCCGCCACCAUCUCACCCUUCGCACCCGCCGAGCAUGAACUGGGCUUCCAUGGCCCGCAUGCCAGAGGAGCUGCGUGAACUCUUGCCCUGGCCGAUCGUGUCAGCCUUACCACCCAUGCCAAGUGUUCCUGACUUUGCCAUGCGUCCAGAGUUCGAAUUUUUGAAUAUGUCGCAACCACCAGAACUCCCGAGUCCUCCAACCCUGAGAGAAGCUCAAGUGUCCAGAAUCGAAGGUCCGCUGCGCUCACAGAUAGAUGAUUUCCAUUAUGUGCAGCAACAUAUUGCCAACCGACGACAUCAGCAUUUGCCAUCAUUUAGCAUGAACCGACCAGCAGUGCAAGUGCAUUCGCAGCUCGAUCCUCAGUAUCGACCACAGUUGAAUGAAUUCCACCAAGUGCAGCGCCAAGUUGAAAGGUAUCGGCAGCAGAAGCAAGUGCAUAGGUCGAAGGUCCGGGAUAUCAACACCGAGGACGUUGAAUAUGAUGGAGACCUCAGUCCAGCCAUGUGUCAUCCAGACCAGCACCGGUGGUGGGCGGAAGUGGUGCCCGCCUACCUGCGCUACUGGGUCUCAAGAGAAGUGGACGAACAUCGCGCGCAUGAGAGAGCAGUCACACAUGAUGGGAAGGUGGCUCAGCGACCUCCGCCUGAAAUCCUUCGCCUCAGUGACCUGCGCUCGUGGGCCACUGCGUGCAACGGCGACCCUGCAUUGAUCAUUGCCAAGGUGGUGGCACUGCAGCAAAGAGGCUAUGCGACGAGUGCUGCACUCAGCUGGCCUGUGGGCAUCGUGGGCUACUCGACGUGGACAGCCUUCGGCCCAGGUGCUUCCGACCUCCGAGACCCCUUCGAGGAGCACGAGGACUAG